AUCGCUAUUUUUAUUUCUUACCUUCCUUUGUAUCUAUUUCUCUUCCAUUCCUUCUUACUUAUAUAUAUCCUUUCUUUAUUCUAAUAAUUUUGUUUAUUAUAAUGAUUCAAAAGAACUCUCGCGAUUUGAAAUCAAUUGAAGAGCACAAACGUCAAAAUGAACAUCAUUUAAAGACAAUUGAAAAACAACGGCAGCUUAUUCAAAAAUUACAGAAAACUGUCGCUACUUUGAAGCUAGAAAAUGAAGGUCUUGCUCAAAGAAACAAAGAAUUGGAAAACAUGCAUGCAAGUUCCCCAAGGUUUGACAGCAGUACUGUAACACAUCAACACCUUUUAUCUGAGAUAUUUCAGCACCCUCUAGAUAGAGAAGUAGUCAAUAUGCGUGAAACUUCUUCCACAAUUAUUCCUACUACUUCUUUAUCAACACCGGUGCCACCUCCAAAAUCGCCUUACCGCUCAAACUAUGACAGCAAACACAAGAUCCCUGCAUUCCCCAUGCCAAAACGUCCUCCUGUAUUGAAAUUGACCAAAUCCAACUAUACCUCUUUGCACUCAAAUAUGCUUGAUAUCCAUAAAGAAAAUUUAGACUCUUCUGUAUUGAUUUCCCCUCACUACCCACAAAACGAUGAUAAUCCAUCUAACCCAUCAUCUCCCACUAGUACAACAUCAAGCAGUUCUGCAGGCAUGAACACACCUUUGCUUGAUUUAGACGGUCAACUUUCAACCUCUCCUCAUAAAGAACACAAUGCUUACACAAUGGAUCAAAAAGUACUCAAACAUUUCUCGUUAUCAAAAACACAACAUAACAACAAGCAUUCUCAGAGAGAGCCUGUACGCCAUUCUACUCAAAACACUAAGAGUAAAUCAGAGCCUUCUACUCCUGUCAGACCUCGAAAUCCUCGUUAUGACUCGCUUAUGACAAACAAUACAGUGCCUAGUGUCGAUUCAAUUCGCCAAUUAUCAGACAUCAAUGUCAAUAUGAUUAGUUAUUCUAUUAAAACUUGUCAUCGAGGAAGAGAAGCUUCUGUGUUUACUAUUGGUGUUUGCAAAAAGAACGAUUCAACUGAAAUGUGGAAAAUUGAAAAGUCCCUUUCGGAUUUGGUUAAUCUGGAUAGUAGAUUGAAAGAAAGCAACCCAGCCAUUAUAUCAAAUUUGAAAAGGUUGCCUGAAAAAUCAUCCUUUUCAUCUCAUUCUCCUGCCAAGGUAGACGAGCGAAAGGCUAUGAUUGAAGAAUAUUUACAACAGGCACUUGUGUUGAGAUCUGCCAAUACAGAAUCUGUAUUGAAAGAAUUUCUAAGUUCCGAUAGAAUUCAGUAUUUACCAAUUACACUAACUAAUGAUCUUCGUAUCAAGCAAGGUUACUUGACAAAAAAAGGUAAAAAUUUUGGUGGAUGGAAAGCAAGAUACUUUGUCUUGGAUAACACUGGCUCACUAAAAUAUUAUGAAAGCAAACACGGGGCUUUUAUUGGCACUAUUAGCCUUUUCGAUUCUCAAGUCGCAUCGCAAAUCCAGCCUGACUCGGGUAACAAUAACCCCUAUCGUCAUGCAUUUGUCAUACUGGAGCCCAAAUCAAAUAGCAACUCACCCAACAAGCACAUCUUUUGUGCAGACUCCGAUAAAGAUCGAGACUCUUGGGUUGAAGCUCUUCGUCCUUAUACUAACCAGGCCCACAUUGCUCAAGAUGUCCUCAGUCGCUGCUUUACCGAUGAUGGUGCACUAGAUCAAUUCUUUGUUCAACCUUCCUCUUCAACUGAAAGUACAAAGUCAAACUCGCUUACAUACUUUUCUUCGUCAAAAAUUAGCAACGAUCGCCGAGUAUCUUUGAAUUCACCUACUAGUCCAAGAGCUUCUUCUGCUUCUACAACAGACAGCAGCAUUUGCAAGAAUCAAUCUAGUGAAAGUUCAAAUACACUUGCAGACGAAAGCAAUGAAGAAAAAAAAUUAAAGCAAAAGGCAAAUCGAAAGAGUUUUUGGUCUAAGAAAAUGUUUGGUGGUGCUCAAGCAAACGACACGUUACCUCCUAUCUCUCCCCAGGGUAUGGUUUAUGACUACAAUUAUGUUCAAGCAAUGAAUGACUAUGAAGAAACUCGUGGUGACAAGCAAGUGUUUGGUAUUCCUCUAGAAGACGCUAUCACUGUAUCUCGUGUUAGUGAUGGUUAUUACCUACCUACAGUUGUACAUCGUUGUAUUGAAUACUUGGAAGCAAAGGGCGGCUUAACCGAAGAAGGCAUCUAUCGAUUGAGUGGUAGCUCAGCAAAGGUUAAAAUCUUGAAGAAACGAUUUAAUGAUGCUGGCGAUAUCAAACUCUUGGAUGAUACAGAUGAAUACCAUGAUGUUCAUGCCAUUGCUGGUCUCUUAAAAAUGUGGUUGCGAGAGCUGCCUGAAAACGUGUUGACAGAAGCUGCCCUACCUAAUUUCCUUCGUAGUACGCAUAUUGAUGAUCAACAAGAAAAGUUACGUGAAAUUAGAAGACUCAUUUCGCUUCUACCUUUACCCAACUAUACCUUAUUAAGGUCUCUUUGUGCUCAUUUGAUUCGUGUUAUUGAAAACUUCAAUACCAACAAAAUGACUUUGCGCAACAUCAGCAUUGUCUUUUCAGCAACACUAGGUAUUCCUUCUGUUAUCUUCAACACUCUCUUGGUAGAAUUUGAUUAUAUUUUCUGGACAAACAGAUGUACAAAAGAGGAUCAAGAGGCAACCUCAGAUCUUGAAGAUACAAUAGAUGCUUAUAUGCAAAUACCUAGUGAAGAAGAAGAAGAAGAAGAAAAAGUCAAAGAGCCUGCUACAAUAAUUAACCCUUUAGUCCAAAGAUUUGCCAAACGUCACUUGAGACGAAACAGUGUUCAUUAUCAAGACAAUACACCUAAAGAAUUCAUUUCACUUGAGAAACAACUUGAAGUUGUUUGGAAUGAAUCUUCUUGUGACGAUGAAGAAGCGAAUGAUCUUGAAGGAGAACCUGCUGUUGCAUAUUAUGCUUCAAGAUUUGAUGCCAACAGCAAGCAAAGAUAAACAAUUAUCCUGACCGUCCAUUUCCUUUACAAUACACUCUCGUUAACAUGCUACACAAUAAUAUCCCCCUUCCAUUCCCUUUCUACAUUAUUAUUUUAGACUUCACUUUCCUUUAUAUAUCCCUUUUUAUAUACAUAAUCUCUUAUUUUUAUCUUAAUCACUGUAUAUUUAUCAUUUAAUUUCUCUUUCCUUGAAUAAACAUCAUUAUAUUCGAACUUAAAA
This is a messenger RNA of Gilbertella persicaria, 3230 nucleotides long. RefSeq lists its product as uncharacterized. The record is from RefSeq and is a predicted model, not a curated record. Gene Ontology annotation, biological process: regulation of GTPase activity; signal transduction. Gene Ontology annotation, cellular component: cytoplasm. Gene Ontology annotation, molecular function: phosphatidylinositol binding. The transcript has 7 exons. NCBI's taxonomy places the organism in Eukaryota, Fungi, Mucoromycota, Mucoromycetes, Mucorales, Choanephoraceae. The coding region runs from base 102 to 3008 and encodes 968 amino acids.